Messenger RNA from Empidonax traillii (willow flycatcher), 1992 nucleotides. RefSeq names its product DNA polymerase eta-like. The record is from RefSeq and is a predicted model, not a curated record. Gene Ontology annotation, cellular component: nucleus; site of double-strand break; replication fork. Gene Ontology annotation, molecular function: damaged DNA binding; DNA-directed DNA polymerase activity. NCBI's taxonomy places the organism in Eukaryota, Metazoa, Chordata, Aves, Passeriformes, Tyrannidae. The coding region runs from base 50 to 1819 and encodes 589 amino acids. The transcript has 7 exons. Gene Ontology annotation, biological process: error-prone translesion synthesis; response to radiation.
CAGCAGAGGCAGGGCUGCUUUAUCUCCCCCCGAAGCAAGAGGGUGGUAAAUGGGGUCUGUGUUUUCCCCAGUGCAUGGAUUUCAAGGUGGCUGCUUCUCUUCCCUGUGGUUGGCAUGCGGUUACAGAAUCCUGUGGCCUCUGGCUGGGGCUGGGCUGAUGCUACCGGCUCAGCAAGGAACACCCACGCUAUGUCCCCUUUGUGUCCCUUUUCUAGAGGAGCUACGCCAGCGGGGCUUGCAGGAGUGGCUGGCGUCGCUGUCUUUCGAUAACCCUGAUUGUCCUGACGUGCAGCUGACCAUGGGGGCAGUGAUUGUGGAAGAAAUUAGAGUGGCUGUCGAAGAAGCCACUGGAUUCAGGUGUUCAGCUGGCAUCUCGCACAACAAGACACUGGCAAAACUGGCCUGUGGGUUAAACAAGCCCAACCGCCAGACACUGGUGUCGGCACGAUUUGUGCCGCAGCUCUUCAGCCAACUGCCCGUCAGCAGCAUCCGUAACCUUGGAGGCAAGCUUGGCACUGCUAUCACAGACAUCCUGGGAGUAGAGUACAUCGGGCAGCUGACACAGUUCAAUGAGGCUGAACUCCAGACUCACUUUGGAGACAAAACUGGGUCCUGGCUCUAUGACUUGUGCAGAGGAAUUGAAGAGGAACCCGUCAAAAACCGGUACCUGCCCCAGUCAAUUGGCUGCAGCAAGAAUUUCCCUGGGAGGGCAGCCCUGGCCACACAGAAGGCGGUGCAACACUGGCUCCUGCAGCUGGCCUUGGAGCUGGAAUCCAGACUGAACAAGGACAGGAGCCAGAACCACCGCGUGGCCCGGCAGCUGAUGGUGGUCAUCCGCCAGCAAGGGGACACUCGCGUGUCGCGCCUCUGCGCCCUGUCCCGCUACGACGCACAGAAAAUUUGCAACGACGCCUUCACCCUCAUCCAAAACUGCAAUGCGGCUGGGGUGCACCAGGCAGCAUGGUCUCCACCACUGAUAUCAGUGCAUCUCUCAGCAAGCAAGUUCUCGGAGCCCGCCACCCUCUCUGCAGGCAUCGCCACCUUCCUGAUGGGUGAUACCCAGCCUGAUGGCACUGCCACCACGAGCCAAAACACCACAUCUUCUUCUGGGAGGGCCAGGGUCAAGUUCUUUAGAAGCCCUAGCAAAGAGCUUAAGCAGAAGCCAGCUAAUGCUAUUGAGUCAUUCUUCCAAAAGGCAGCAGAACGACAGCCAUCACAAGCAGCAGCAACCGGCUUGUCCACUGCUACCACUGCAGAGUCAUCUGUGCCCAGCUCCCCAGAGCACCAGGAGAGAGCUGGUGUCAGACUUGCCUCUGUGCAGUGUGAGCUGGAGUCCCCUGUGAAGCAGAGUCCCAGCGGUGCCAGCCCUACUUCUCCUUACAGGAGGCUUCCUUGUGAGAAGCUGCCAUCAGAUGCUAUACAAACACCCUCAACUCCACCCAGCUCCAGGACCCUUCUGAAAUUACAGCCAACUGUGGAGGGAAAUGAACAGAAUUUGCCACCCUCUCCUGAGCUUGUCUCACUGCCUCCUGCCUCGCCAGGAGACCAGCAGUGCUGUGAAAAGUGUGGCCAGCUUGUGCUGGUGUGGGAAUUCCCAGAGCACAUGGACUACCACUUUGCUCUGGAGUUGCAAAGUUCCUUUCUGAAGCCCAGUGCUCCCAUGGCUCCAGCAGCAGCUCCCACCCCACAGGCUGAAGGUUCCAGGUCUCCUACCAAGGCGAAGAACAAGCCCAAAACUCCAGCAGCAUCUAGUGCAAAACGACCCAAAGAAGGUGUGACAAGAACUUUAGAUUUUUUCUUUAAGCGCUUACCUCCAUAACUCCCAGCCAAAUGGGCUGUUUUUAAAGAAUCAGUGCUUUUAAGGAAUUGGUGCUUUUAAAGGAUCAGUGUUUUCAAAUAAUUGGUGUUUUUAAUCAUGGUUAAAAGUUUUUAUACUGCCUGUCAAGUUUUAAUGCAGAAAAAUCUAAUAAAUUAUCUGUACCCCGCGUCUAA